AUGGAAAGACUUUUCAAAAGAUACUCAAAAUACAAGAUAUUAAGAAUAGAGAGUGAUUAAGAUGAAGGAUUGCAAGAAAAAGUUUUAGAAAGAAUAAAAUAUAGAAAUUAGAUGAUAUUUCUAUGGGUUACAUGUUAAAAUAUACAAAUAAUCAUUGAAGUUUUUUGGGUUAUAAAUGGUCAAAUUGCAGACUUCUAUUGUCUAUUAGACGGAAAUAAGAUAAAUGACAUAAAGGAUGUACAUAAUUUUAGUAGAGAACUCAUAAUGCUUACUAACCUGAAAAAAUUCAGUCUGUCACUGAUAAAUAUGAAUAAUAAAAUUGAUGAUUUUGAAGAUUUAUUUGAAAAUAUAUCUUUGCUAAGUAAACUAGAGGAUUUAUAAUUAGAUUUCAGAGGAAAUAAAAUAUCUUAAAAAUCUCAUUAAAAUAUUUGUAAGUUAUUUUAAAAAUUAAAUAACUUAAAACAUCUAGAUCUCCUAUUAUCUUAUUCAGGAGUAAAUAAUAAUAAUUUGUAAUCAUUAGGAUCUUCUUUUUCUUAAAUGAAUCAUCUUGAAAGCAUCUAAAUAGAUAUUAGUAGAAACAUAUUUAAUUCUUUAGGACUCUAAAAUUUUUUUAUAAGCUUUACUUAAAAUAAAUUUUAAAAUUUAUAAGAAAUCGAAAUUUUAUGUGAUAAUAAUUAAUUAAAUGAACUAAAUAGCAUUAAAUACUUCUCUAAUGUUAUUAAUACAUUUAAAUCGCUUAGCAGAAUUAAAUUAAGUUUAUCUGAAUGCAAUAUAUAAGACUAAGAGCUUGCUGAUUUUGUUAGUUUAAUUUAGGCUAAUUAGAAUAUUAGAUUUUUUGAUUUAGAUUUGAGUUUCAACAAUUUGAGUAACUAAAGAUUUUAUCAAAUUCACUAAAUUUUGUCCUAACUCCUAAAUCUCUAAAAGCUCAACCUCAAGUUAAGUUUAAAACAAGGAUAAAAAGAUACUUAGGUAGAUCUUUUAAAAUUUUGCAGGAUUCUUUUAGAAGUAGGAUAUUUGACACAAAUAAAUAUAGAUUUAGAGCAAAUACAAGAAUUUUUAUUUAACCCUAGAGGAUACUUAACAACAAUAAGCAUUAAAGCUAGUAGCAUCUAUGUAGAAGAUAAUAAUUUAGAAAAAAAAGAAACAACAGAGUAGCUAAAUAAUACACUUAAAUUAAAUCCAAAAAGCGGUUAAAGCAUAUUAAGCAAUGAUAAACUGGAGGUUUUAAAUUAAGAUUUAAAUUAGAAGAAAGAGGAAGAUGAAGAAAAUUAAGAAAAAAAUGUUCCAUCAAAAUAAUUCAGCAAAUUAAAUACAGAUCAAGAAAUAUUAAACACAUCUGAGAAUGUCUAGCAAAUUGAUGAAAGUGAUGAAUUCGAUUCAAAAAAAAGACAAUAUACUGAAGAGUUUUUUAAAUAUGUCAAAGUUGAAAAAUAUAGCAACGAGAUAUAAAUUAAAGAAUUUAUUCUAAACAUUAUUAAAAGAAAUUUGUUAUCGAUUGAUAGACUAAUUGUCUACUUUAAACUAAGGCAAUAAAAUAAAUACUAAAUUGAAGAUGCUUAAAAUUAUGGUGUUGAUUAUACAUUAUAUCAAUUAAGUACUAAUACUUAAGAUGAAAACUUAGAUGCUUAAACUUAAAAGCAUUAGCAUUCUGUUUAUCUUUUAAAAAUUGGUGGAGCAUUAAACAUGUGGCUAGGUUAUGCAAGAAUAGCUCAUAAUGUUAACAAGGUUAUGAUAAUAGCUCAGAUUAGUUAUAAUAAUAAAUAAGAAAAUUAUUUAUGUAGUUUUGAUUAGAUUAUAAAAGAUUGGUUUCAACAAAAAAAUAUUAAAAUGGAACGUGAAAACUAAAGCUAAAAUAUUAAACCGAAAGAAGAAGAGUUCGAAAUUUAAAUAAAUAAAUUAGUAGAGCUAUUUAAUCUAGACUUAAUUUCAUUUGGAGUUAGUAAAGACAACUGA
Messenger RNA from Tetrahymena thermophila SB210, 1953 nucleotides. RefSeq names its product tRNA intron endonuclease, catalytic carboxy-terminal domain protein. The record is from RefSeq and is a predicted model, not a curated record. Gene Ontology annotation, biological process: tRNA splicing, via endonucleolytic cleavage and ligation. Gene Ontology annotation, molecular function: nucleic acid binding. The transcript has 14 exons. Lineage: Eukaryota; Ciliophora; Oligohymenophorea; Hymenostomatida; Tetrahymenidae.